AUGCCCCAGAGGAACGUGUGUCAGCAAUGCAAAGCGUACGACGAAGGCGCCGAGGACCCCCAGGACGGGCGGUUUUAUUGCAAUUCCUGCUGGGCGGCCUACAACGGUUUCAGCGGUGACACCAAGAAUGGUGCGACGAAGGGCGGUCGCCGUGGUGACAAGGAAAAGAAGGUGCGGGCGCCACGUCGAAAAGAGCCCGCGGCCAUGAACAAUUUGGGCCACGAUGCCCAGGGCGUCCUUCGUCGACUGGAGGGCAUGUACGCAAGCUGCUCGCAUAAAAGACGCCCUGAAACCCUGGCGACGAGUCUUCUGGAGGACGUGUCGAUGGUCAUGGCCGACACGGACAGGCAACAGCGCGCGAGUUCGUUUGUUGGACAGUUCAUGCAGCGGCAGCGGACCAUCACGGUGGUGUCUCACUUGGGUGAGCCCCUCUCGCCUCGUGGCGAUCGUGUAGGAUGUGUGGGGCGCUCCGCAUACCAGGAGAGUCGCAAAGUGCCGCUGGACAUUUUGCUCUCCAGCGUGGACGAUAUCGUCUCACAAAUAUAUGUUAACUUUGAUGAGAGCAUGACGCAAGUCAUCCUGAAUGCCCUUGACAGGGUGACAACGUGCGAUACACAGAACCAGCGGGACGCCAUGCGGGUGCGUGUCAUUGACGAACUUCUGGAGACCCUUGGCGACGAACACUACGAUCUCCUCCAGUGUGUCAUGCACCGACCACGUGACAUCUUUCUUCGUCUUCUGGAGGAGUUCUGCACUCUUGAGGACGACGAUGACAAUACGGGUGCCGGGAACACAUCUGCCGCGUCACCACAACACGCACUAACCGUUCGUUUUGUGAAGACAGCAAAGCAACGUUCAGCCAUGCGGGAGGUGGUGUUUGCCCACAAUGGUGAGGCGACGGACCAACGUUGGCUGGCUCACAUGACGCAGCGGUAUCGACAGCUUAUGCGAGAGUCGGACUUGGAUCAGUUAUUUAAGCGUGAUCUCAGCGUCAUUGGUUCCUCCAUGCCGAGUGGUGCCACCGUUGUGCAGAAGAAGGACCACAUCCGUAUUCACGUCCCUCCACCCACCCAGAAGGUGAUGCCCAUGACUGAACGUGUGUGUGUUGCCACAUCCCUGCCGGAGUGGACACAUGCGGCCUUUCAAACCGUAACGCACCUCAACGCCAUCCAGACCACUCUCUUUCGAACGGCUUUUUACACGUCGCAGAACAUGCUUGUGUGCGCGCCGACGGGUGCGGGCAAGACUGUGUGUGCCCUUUUGGUGAUGCUGCGCUGCAUUCAGGAACACUUUGUGGAGGGGACUCUGAAUCGGGAAUUUAAAAUCAUAUUUGUUGCGCCCAUGAAAGCACUUGCACAAGAGAUGGUAGAGAACUUUUCACGCCGUUUGGCGCCCUUUGCAAUGGUGGUGCGGGAGCUCACGGGCGACAUGCAACUCACUAAACGAGAGGUUGCCCAGACGCAGGUCAUUGUGACAACGCCAGAGAAGUGGGAUGUCAUUACACGUAAGCAAAGCAACGAGGACCUCGUGCAACAGGUUCGGCUGAUCAUCAUCGACGAGAUCCACCUUUUAAAUGAAGACCGCGGCCCGGUUCUGGAGGCCAUUGUUGCCAGGACGCUGCGCCAGGAUGAGCUCCACGCAGACCAACAACGGCCGACGCGCCUUGUAGGUCUCUCCGCGACGCUGCCAAACUACAAGGACGUGGCAAAUUUCUUACAUGUUGAUCUUGAGGAGGGUUUGAAGGUAUUUGGUCCCGAAUACCGCCCAGUACCACUGGAACAGACAUUUCUCGGCCUGCACACCGGUGCAAAAGACAAGGAACAUCAGCUGGAUUGGCUUGCGUACACCGAGGUGGCACGAAACGUGCGGGAGGGACAUCAAGUAAUGGUCUUUGUACACUCGCGGAAGCAAACGGUUGGUCUUGCCAAGUACUUUGUCGAGGAGGCAACGAAACACGAUCAGGGCAAUCUCUUUAAGCCGAGCGGCAAGUUGCCAACGGAGGCGGUGAAGCGGGGCGGCAGUCUUCAAGGUCGCGAAUUGACAAAUCUGUUUUCGUCCGGUUUUGGUGUUCACCACGCCGGCCUCAUUCGGCAUGACCGCACCACAACGGAGGGCUUAUUCCGCGAUGGGUUCAUAAAGGUGCUUGUCUGCACCAGCACGCUUGCGUGGGGUGUGAAUCUGCCGGCACACACCGUUAUUAUCCGUGGGACACAUCUGUACGACCCAAGGCGUGGGGGUCUCGUUCCCAUCUCUGUCCUCGACGUGAUGCAGAUCUUUGGCCGUGCGGGUCGACCGCAGUAUGAUACAAGUGGCCACGGCAUCAUCGUGUCGGACGAGAAAGACGUGGGACAUUAUCUCCGUCUGCUGGCCAAUGCUCUUCCCAUUGAAAGUCAGCUGCAGAAAACGCUUGCUGACCACCUUAACGCGGAAAUUCACGCAGGGACAAUUUCCUCCAUUGUCGAAGGCUCUCGGUGGCUGGAGUACACUUACAUGUGGCAGCGAUUGCGGGUAAAUCCGCUCCUGUACGGAUUGAAAAUAGCAGACGUCCGUCGCGACCCGAAACUGAAAACCGUGCGAUACGAACUUGUCAGUAAGGUUGCGGAGGAGCUGGCCAAUGCCGGCAUGAUUCGCUACAAUCCACAAACGGGUGCAGUGGAUACCACAGAACUAGGGCGCAUCGCAAGCCACUAUUAUAUUUCACAUGAGUCUAUCGCGACGUUUAACCAAAAAAUGCGAAGGCCGGAUGAGACGUGGAUUGAUAGCCUUGACAUUGGUUCUGCCAUGAAUGUAAUUGCAUCCGCAAGUGAGUUUUCUCAGUUGCGUGUACGGCAGGAGGAGCUUGACGAGUUGCAAAAGAUACAUGCCAUGUUACCAAAGAAGGUGCAGCGGUACGCGAUUGUCGGUGAGAGCGCCGACGAGACUAGUGUCGAGUGGAAAGUGACGACGCUUAUGAAGGCGUACAUUAGUCGGAUUCACGUUGAAAUGCAUUCUUUGGCCUCGGACGUCAAUUAUGUGAUGCAAAAUGCACCUCGUAUUUCACGGGCGCUUUUUGAGAUUGGGGUUCAGCGCGGUCGUCCACUGACCACCACCGUCUUUCUGACACUUUGUAAAUGCAUGGAGCAACGUUGCUGGGAGUUUGAACAUCCCUUGAAGCAGUUCAGUCUGGACUUUACAGAUGCUGUCCAGAGUCAUCUUGACAAGAAGCGACCAAGCAUGAUGCUUCUACAGGAGAUGACGGCACGCGAGAUUGGAUCUUUGGUUCAUAAUCAGCGCAUGGGUGGUGUGAUUGCUGGUUUGGUGGCGACAUUUCCCUCCGUGAGGUUAAACAUUGACGUGCAGCCCAUCACCCACACAAUUCUUCGUGUGAAGGUAACAAUCACCUCGACAUUCACCUGGAAUAGCCGCUACCACGGCUCCUCGGAGCUCUUCUGGUUGUUCGUGGAGGACCAGGACAACAAUUUUAUUUUCCACCACGAGGCAGUCUCGCUAAAGCGGAAGGAGGUGGAGAUGGGCGUGCCUGUCGUCGUAGACCUUUCGGUGCCAAUUGUUCCCGAGUACGACAUGUACUCUGUGCGUUUUUACAGCGACCGUUGGCUUGGCAGCCAGGAGGAUUUUACUUUCUCCGUGGCACACUUGCAUCUACCAGACGAUACGCAAUUAACAACGCGGCUGUUACCUCUUGCACCUCUCCGUCGUGAAGUGAUCCCGGAGGCCUACCAUGCCAUUUACAAGGGGUUUCCGCAGCUCAAUGCGGUGCAAACACAAGUGUUUCACGCUAUGUUUCACACGGACAGCAGUAUUUUUCUCGGCGCACCGACUGGUAGUGGCAAGACGGUGGCAGCUGAGAUGGCGAUGCUGCGCGUGUUUGAGCAAUGCCCUCCCGGGUCGAAGAUUGUGUACAUUGCACCACUGAAGGCACUCGUGAAGGAGCGGGUGAAGGACUGGACGGCAAGAUUUGAUCGGCAUCUCGGUCGACGUGUGUUGGAGCUUUCUGGCGACGUCAACCCCGACAUUGCCGCCUUGGUACGGGCGGACAUUUUGUGCACGACACCGGAGAAGUGGGAUGGCCUCUCGCGUAGUUGGCAGGUGCGCCGCUACGUGACGGCGGUGCGGCUUGUGAUCUUUGACGAAAUUCACAUGCUUGGCUCCGACCGCGGCCCCAUCCUCGAGGUGAUUGUGAGUCGCAUGCGCUACAUUGGCUGGCAUCGUCAGGCACCCAUCCGUCUUGUUGGUCUGUCGACUGCGGUCGCGAACCCGGCCGAUCUUAGUUCGUGGCUUGGCGUGCAAGAGAAGUGGGCCAUUUUUAACUUUGACCCUUCCGUGCGGCCGGUGCCGAUGCGUGUGUACAUUUCCGGUCACCACGGCAGAAAUUACUGUCCUCGCAUGGCAGCCAUGAACAAGCCAAUGUAUAAUGCUAUAUGUGAGAAGAGCCCCAACAAGCCUGUGAUUGUGUUUGUUUCGUCACGGCGGCAGACACGACUGACGGCAAUGGCCCUCAUUGGUUUUCUGUUGAUGGAGCAAAACACCGCCAAGUUUGUGCGCAUGGAUGUAGAUGAGGUCACCGCACUUACCGAGAAAGUUAGCGAUCCCUACGUCAAACACUGCAUGCAGUUUGGCGUUGGCAUUCAUCACGCCGGGUUGUUAGGGGAGGACCGCACAGUGGUGGAGAACGCAUUUCUUUCAGGAAAGCUGCAGAUUCUGGUGGCGACUUCGACUCUUGCGUGGGGCGUUAAUUUUCCCGCACACAUGGUGGUGGUGAAGGGCACGGAGUAUUACGAUGGGAGGACCAAAAAUUACGUGGACUACCCCAUCACAGACGUGCUGCAGAUGGUUGGUCGGGCGGGUCGUCCGCAGUUCGAUACAGAAGGGGUUGCACAGGUGUUGUGCCACGAGCCCAAAAAGGGUUUCUACCGCAAGUUUCUCUACGAUCCCUUUCCGGUUGAGAGUACGCUACACAAACAGUUGCAUGUACACAUCAAUGCUGAAAUUGUUGCCGGGACCAUCACGACACGACAGGAUGCCGUGGACUAUCUGACGUGGACGUAUCUUUUUCGCCGGCUUGUGAAGAACCCGUCGUACUACGGCGUGGAGGACCGCUCGCCAAAGGCGGUUACAAUUUUUAUCUCCACACUUGUUGCCAACGUUUUAGACGAACUUGAAGCCUGUGGCUGCAUUGCGUCACCCGGAGAUGACGAGGAGGACGAUUUGAGUCGUAAAGUGACUGGAAUGAGUGCUGUUGGCAGCAUUGAUGAUGAAAAGGACCCGGACGCUUUGACGUGUACUGUCCUCGGCAGGCUAUGCUCAUACUACUAUCUCUCACACAAGACCGUCCGUUACUUUGAUUUACACAUUGAGGCGGACAGCUCCCACGUGGAUGUCCUGAAGGCGUUGUGUGAGGCGGAGGAGUUUAAUGAGUUGCCUGUGCGGCACAAUGAGGACAAACUUAAUCUGGUGCUCAGCCAAUCAUUGCCAUUUCCUAUUAAUCCAAACAACGCGGAAUCCCCACAUGUGAAGGCGUUUCUGCUCUUUCAGGCGCACUUUGAGCGGGCUAGUUUGCCCAUUUCAGACUACCACACGGAUCUGAAGUCCGCACUUGACAAUGCCGUGCGUAUCGUGCAGGCGAUGGUCGACAUCACAUCAAAUAACGGGCAUCUGUACGCUGCGCUGCGAUGCAUGUCGUUGCUUCAGUGCAUGGUGCAAGGCAUUUGGUGGCACUCCAGCACCCUGCUUCAGAUACCACACGUCACGGCGGGAAUGUUACCAAUGAUUGCUUCACGCUGCGGUAACCUUGAGCACGCGGCGCAGGUUGCAAAUAGUUCCAUCACCGCGCUGCAAACAUUAAAAGCGGUGCUCCGCGAAGACUGUGGCCUGAGUGAGACGCAGCUGCGCGAGGCGAUGGCGGCCAUACAAGGGUUUCCUCUCAUUGAUGUGCGACUCUGUCUCUCCCGCACCCCCGACCGAACCUCCAGCAGCGGGGACGCGGAGCACUCGUUUGAUGGAUCAGAAACAGCCGCCGAUGUGGCCUACACACUGACGGUGCACCUUACACGUCUUUCUGUUCAUAACAAACAUGUCGUCGCCCCGCACUUCACGAAACCAAAGGAUGAGCAGUAUUGGCUAGUGGUGGGCAACGAGAAAACGGGUGAGUUAAUCGCCUUGAAGCGCGUGAACCGGCUUGUGAAUUGUGUGGAGAUGACGUUGAAUUUUGAGUGGGACGACGAGUGGGCCGAGUUUGCAGAGGGCGGCACGGUGGCUCUCAGUCUGUACGUCGUGUGUGACUCGUACGUUGGGCUCGACCAGCAGUACAACUUCAGCGUGCCAGUGCCCGUGGGCAUGUGA
Molecule: messenger RNA, 6339 nt
Organism: Trypanosoma cruzi
Lineage: Eukaryota; Euglenozoa; Kinetoplastea; Trypanosomatida; Trypanosomatidae
Product: RNA helicase, putative
Exons: 1
Coding region: 1-6339 (2112 amino acids)
Cellular component (GO): nucleus
Molecular function (GO): nucleic acid binding; ATP hydrolysis activity; ATP binding
Source: RefSeq, a predicted model, not a curated record